AUGAAUGAACAACUGUUAUAUUUUUUUCUUUCUAUUCUCGCACCAGUUUUUUCUAAGAUUUUUGAAUACAGUUGUGCAAAUCUGAGUAGUGCUGGAAAUUUAUUCAGUGGCAACCAUUUUACCAGUGUUGUAGCGAGCAUCAUAACUCUCCUCAAUUUACCAGUUGUCGAUUACACUCUUCCUCAAGCUGCUGAAGCUAUUAGCCAGAACCACUUUGGGUUUACUGGAUACUGUGUUUCUGAUGCUGUCAAACAAGUUAACUCUUGUAAUAACAAGUUUUCUGAGUUGGUGUUGGCACCUUUAGGGAAUAGAAAUGGGGUUGUUCACAAGUUUGUGGAUGUUGCUUCUGCUAUUAUUAAGCAAUUUUUAAAGGAUUGA
Molecule: messenger RNA, 378 nt
Organism: Vicia faba (fava bean)
Lineage: Eukaryota; Viridiplantae; Streptophyta; Magnoliopsida; Fabales; Fabaceae
Source: the annotation of a GenBank genome assembly